Messenger RNA from Gracilinanus agilis (Agile Gracile Mouse Opossum), 1294 nucleotides. It is a transcript of the gene LSM12, whose product is annotated as LSM12 homolog. NCBI's taxonomy places the organism in Eukaryota, Metazoa, Chordata, Mammalia, Didelphimorphia, Didelphidae. The record is from RefSeq and is a predicted model, not a curated record. Bases 20 to 607 code for a protein of 195 amino acids. Gene Ontology annotation, molecular function: RNA binding. The transcript has 5 exons.
CCGCCGCUGCUCUCCCAAGAUGGCGGCUCCUCCGGGCGAGUACUUCAGCGUUGGGAGCCAGGUUUCAUGCCGAACGUGCCAAGAGCAGCGGCUGCAGGGCGAGGUGGUAGCCUUUGACUACCAGUCCAAGAUGCUGGCGCUCAAAUGUCCCUCUUCCAGUGGAAAGCCUAACCAUGCAGACAUCCUGCUUAUAAAUCUACAGUUUGUCUCGGAAAUUGAAAUAAUUAAUGACCGCACAGAAACCCCUCCUCCCCUAGCUUCUCUCAAUGUUAGCAAGCUUGCCAGCAAAGCUCGAACAGAGAAAGAGGAGAAGCUGAGCCAGGCCUAUGCAAUUAGUGCUGGUGUCUCUCUGGAGGGACAACAGCUUUUCCAGACCAUUCAUAAGACCAUUAAGGACUGUAAAUGGCAAGAAAAAAACAUUGUAGUAAUGGAAGAAGUUGUUAUUGCACCUCCCUAUCAAGUGGAAAACUGUAAAGGCAAAGAAGGGAGUGCACUGAGCCACGUACGAAAAAUAGUUGAGAAACAUUUUAGAGAUGUGGAAAGCCAAAAGGUAAUGCAGCGUUCACAAGCACAGCAGACACAGAAGGAGGCCGCUCUGUCAUCCUGAGUCCCCACACCCCGCACACUUGGGGGACUCUUUCAACAUCCAACAGAGGAGGGAGGCGACAUUGGCGUCUUCAUCGGAGGCAGGCCGGGGGAGGGGAGGGAAUUCCUUUAUUUCCCGUUAGCUCUUUUUAAUGAAGGGCUAACAAUUCCAAACCUUAGACUUGAACAAAAAAAAACAACAAAAGAACGAGAGAAUAAUUUAAAAGUUGAAUCAUUACUUGACUAACAGACUUGUUUUGUCUACCAUGUUUUUUUUUUCUUUUUUCUCCUCCUGGAACAGUCAUCUUGUUAAUUUUAUUUUUGAAAAUAUUCUGUACCCUUCCCUUUCUGUCCUUUCUCCCUUGACUUUCUUCUCCUACUCUGUUCCCUGCCAUUCAGUUUUUAUAAGUGGUUAUAAUUGCCUUCUGAGCAAAUGGGAGAACCUUUGACAUCUUCCGUUCUGAAAUAAAAAUAACAAGCUGACUGUGAUAUUUGUGUUGAGGCCAGAACAGCAAAUAGGUGCCUCACUUUAAUUUUUUUUUUUUGCACAGGGCAUGGCUUGAAUUAGUUUUAUUUUUCUUAUCUUUAAAUAUAUAUAUGAAAAUAUAUAUUAAAAUGUUCUCUAAAUAUUUUCUGCUUCUUGCAGGUCUCUAUAUUAGAUCAUGGCCCACCCACUUUCAGGCCUCCCCCCUUCCCCCCCCCCCCCAAG